Molecule: messenger RNA, 2561 nt
Organism: Penaeus monodon (black tiger shrimp)
Lineage: Eukaryota; Metazoa; Arthropoda; Malacostraca; Decapoda; Penaeidae
Exons: 2
Coding region: 261-2561 (766 amino acids)
Cellular component (GO): nucleus
Molecular function (GO): DNA binding
Source: RefSeq, a predicted model, not a curated record
AUGCGCCAGCUUAUUAGGUUUAUUAUUAUAUUAUAUAUGUGUGGGAUGGUUCGGACAUCCAAGGGAAGUGAUACUUCGGACGUGUCCGAAUCAUCCCACUUUUAAAGCCUUAAGACAAAAUAAUGUUUGUAUUCACGUGUAUACGAUUACAUCGAUCACACACACACACACACAGUGACAGACAAUGAUAGCUACGGUAUUAUUAUAACAACCAUUAUUUCUAUUGUUUUAGAGUGAGUGGCUAUGCAAGGACCUGCAGCAUGGGCCGAAAAUAUAAGAGAAAAACUGAUAAACAGCGGGAUCCUACUGCCUUUGAAAAUGCACUGAUGGAAGUUAAAGAGAAGGGUGCUUCAGUAAGGGUUGCUGCUGCUCUGUUCGGAGUACCUAGAAGCACACUUCAUGACUAUGUACAGAGAUCCAAAACCAGGCCUAUUGUUGACCAGACUUUUCAAUUAGCAAGUUACUCUGUUAGACAAGUACUAACUCCAAACAUGGAAAAGGAAUUAGCCACUUACUUAAAAGACUCCUCUAAACUGUUUCAUGGUUUAUCUACCAACACAACAAAACGGCUGGCAUAUGAAUAUGCUGUUGCUAACAAAGUUGGUGUUCCAGAAUCAUGGGCAAGGGAUGAAUCUGCUGGAAGAGAUUGGUUAACUGGAUUUCUUGAAAGACAAGGGGAUCUCUCUCUAAGAACCCCUGAAGCAACAAGUCUGGCUCGGAUGACAAGUUUUAAUAGAACUAACCUUGGCAUUUUUCAGACUAAACUAGAAGAGGUUCUACAGCGAUAUCAGUUAUCAGAAUCAUGCAUCUAUAACCUGGAUGAGACAGGAUGCACAACUGUUCAAAAAGUACCAAAGAUUAUUACACAGAAGGGUGUUCAUCAAGUUGGGCAGGUAACUUCACGUGAGCGUGGUGAGCUAGUAACAAUGGUUGGCAUUAUAUGUGCCAAUGGAAAUGCCCUGCCACCAUGUUUUAUAUUUCCACGAGUGAGAUUUGAUGAAGCUCGGAUGAUGAACGGUGUUCCACCAGCAUGCACAGGACUUGUUCAUCCCAGCGGGUGGAUGACGAGCAAGAAUUUUCUCAAUGUUUUACAGCAUUUUGUCUUGAAUUCUAGAUGCAGUCUGGAUCAUAAAGUUCUGCUCAUUAUGGAUAACCAUGAGUCGCAUCUCUCUAUAGAGGCGAUUGAUUAUGCAAGGGAACAUGGCAUUAUACUCCUGACUUUGCCUCCACAUACAUCAAACAAGCUCCAACCCCUUGACAGAACUGUCUAUGGCCCAUUUAAGACCUAUUACAAUCAGGGACUCAAUACGUGGAUGCUCCAGCACCCCGGACGUCCAGCAACUAUCUAUGAUCUGGCCCCAAUUAUGUCCACUGCUUGGGACAGAGCAGCAACACCAGUAAAUAUAAAAUCUGGCUUUCGUUCCACAGGCAUUUUCCCAUUCGACACUGGUGUCUUUCAAGAGGAGGAUUUUGCCGGGGCAUUUGUGACUGAUAGGCCUUUACCAAAUCAUCCAACUCCUUCAACCUCAGCAACUUCACAAGGAGCAACAGGACAGCCAGACCUUACACCACCAACUCAGCAGCAACCAACUUCGACUGUUCAUACACCCCAGCUAGAUCAGCCAUCAAGAGUUCAAACACAAGUCUCUGAUCCUCAGCAGUCCCAACAAUCUUCAUCUACUUCAGAUUUAAACAGAGAUGAGGAAUCAGCGAUUAUAGGCCUACUAUCUGGAGAAACAGCAACUGAUGAAUGUUCUCCUCAAGCCAAACCUAUUUCAAAUCCUGGCCCUCAACUGCAUGUUUCUCCUCGGGAUAUUCGACCCUUCCCAAAAGCUGCACCAAGGAAAGGGACAGUUAAAGGUAGAAAAAGCGAAAAAUGUAUGAUAGCAACAGAUUCUCCAGAAAAGUUUGAAAUUGAACAGAAACUAAAGAAAAGAAAUGAAACACAAGCAAAGAAAAAGAUAAAGUUUGCCAAAGAAAGUUCCAAAACACCAAAAAUAAAUGUAAAGAAGGCCCAGAGGGGAACACCCGAAGACCAAAGCAGUGAUGAAGACACACUUGAAACUGAACAUCUCUUAUCUGAAGAGCUCAACAAGUCUUCCGACUUCUCAGAGGAGGAAUUCGACGUCCCGGAAGUGGACUUCGUUGACAAAUUACCAGAGCAAGGAGACUUUGUUCUUAUUGGAAUAGAUCCAAUAAAAGGAAACAGAGUGCAUUAUGUAGGGCGUUUAAUCAGUGACAUGGAUGAGGAUGAUGAAUUUCAGGUUUCAUAUUUGAGAAAAUCAUUGAAAGCCUGUUCAAAUUCUUUCCAUUUUCCCAAUAUUGAGGAUGAAGCCUCUGUUCAUAGAGAUGCAGUGAUUGGAGUGCUACCAAAGCCAGUGCAGCAGAGUGCUAAAAGAAGCCAGGGCUAUUUUAAUUUUGUUUUAGUUUUGCUGGUUACAAUAUGCGUUGACAUUCAAGAUUUUCAGCAUUGCACCACUACCUCUGAACAGUCUAUAAAAAAUCCUGUUAGCAAUUUGAGACACUCUGGACUUCAGACUCUGCCUUCAGCUCUAAGCUAG